Messenger RNA from Choloepus didactylus (southern two-toed sloth), 2243 nucleotides. It is a transcript of the gene MPHOSPH10, whose product is annotated as M-phase phosphoprotein 10. Bases 118 to 2163 code for a protein of 681 amino acids. NCBI's taxonomy places the organism in Eukaryota, Metazoa, Chordata, Mammalia, Pilosa, Megalonychidae. Gene Ontology annotation, cellular component: nucleus; sno(s)RNA-containing ribonucleoprotein complex; Mpp10 complex. Gene Ontology annotation, biological process: rRNA processing. The transcript is spliced from 11 exons. The record is from RefSeq and is a predicted model, not a curated record.
GCGCCGCGGAACCUUUGUCUCCUGGCGCCGGAUUCCGCAAGGCGCGUCUUAGCGUCGUGGUUUCCGGGCAGCUCUUUUCCGUUGCAUGCAGCGCUCUGUUGGCAAUUGUGGGCAGCGAUGGCCUCGCGGGUUUGGCGUCGACGGAUCCUGGACCGGUGUGUGAAGGAGGUCGGCAAAGCCACGGGGCAGCCCGAGUGUUUCCUCACGAUUCAAGAUGGAUUGGCAUCAAAUUUCACUUCUUUAACAAAAGUACUUUAUGACUUUCAUAAAAUACUAGCGAAUAAUAGUAGGAUCCAAGGGAGCCCUUUAAAAAAACUGAUAAUAGAGAAUUUUGAUGAUGAACAGAUUUGGCAACAACUAGAAUUGCAAAAUGAACCAGUUUUGCAGUACUUUCAGGAUACAGUUAGGGAAACUACUAAAGAUGAAAACAUCAGUCUCCUCCCAGAGAACGAAGAGGAAUGUGAAGAGGAUGGCUCAGAGAUGGACGUUGAUGGUCAAGAGGACCCAGAACAAGACUUGGAAGAGGAGGAAGUGUCAGACCUCGGUGGGGAUGAUCUUAAAGGGGUUGAGAGAGCCAAAAACUCAGGCAAAUUUGAUCUGAGGACAAGCCCGGCUUUCAGUGAUGAGGAUUCUGACCGUGACUUUGAUAUCAGCAGACUGGAACAGCAGAGCAAGGUGCAAAACAAAGUGCCUGGGAAACCAAGAGAAAAGUCCAUAGUAGAUGAUAAGUUCUUCAAACUAUCUGAAAUGGAGACCUUUUUAGAAAAAAUAGAAAAAGAAGAGGAACAAAAAGGUGAUGAUGAGGAGGAAGAAGUUGAUCUUUUUGAAGAUGUUGAUUCAGAUGAAGAUGAGGGAGAACUAUUUGGAAAUCAAAAACUUAAGUUAGGUAAAAGUUCCAGAAACUUGAAAUACAAAGAUUUCUUUGAUCCAGUUGAAAGUGAUGAAGAUGUAGCAAGUGAUCAUGAUGAGCUGGAUUCAGAUGAAGAAGAGGAAGAAAUUAAUGAAAAAGAUGAAGAAGAAGGCAUCUCUGAAUCGGAUGAAGAUAAUGACCUUGAAGAAAGUGAAGACAGGAAAAAACAUAAAGAAGGUUUGAAAAGAGUGACCUUUGCUUUGCCAGAUGAUGAAGAUGAGGAAGAUACUAAAGAUAGAAAUAUCUUAAAUGUAAAGAGAGGUUCUGAUGAAGUUAAAUCAUCUUUUGAACAAAGACAAGAAAAGAUGAAUGAAAAAAUUGCAUCUUUAGAAAAAGAAUUGUUGGAAAAAAAACCUUGGCAACUUCAAGGGGAAGUGACAGCACAGAAGAGACCAGAAAACAGCCUCCUAGAAGAGACCCUGCACUUUGACCAUGCAGUCCGGAUGGCACCUGUGAUCACAGAGGAAACUACCCUUCAACUAGAAGAUAUCAUUAAGCAGAGGAUAAGAGAUCAGGCUUGGGAUGAUGUUGUCCGUAAAGAAAAACCUAAGGAGGAUGCAUAUGAAUAUAAAAAGCGUUUAACAUUAGACCAUGAGAAGAGUAAAUUGAGCCUUGCUGAAAUUUAUGAACAAGAAUAUGUCAAACUCAGCCAGCAAAAAACAGCAGAAAAAGAAAAUCCAGAACAUGUAGAAAUACAGAAGAUGAUGGAUUCUCUCUUCUUAAAGUUGGAUGCCCUCUCAAACUUCCACUUCAUACCUAAACCUCCUGUACCAGAGAUUAAAGUUGUGUCGAAUCUGCCGGCCAUAACCAUGGAGGAAGUGGCCCCAGUGAGUGUUAGUGACGCAGCUCUCCUGGCCCCUGAGGAAAUCAAGGAAAAAAAUAAAGCUGGAGAUAUAAAAACAGAUGCUGAGAAAACAACUACUGAUAAGAAACGAGAACGACGGAAAAAGAAAUAUCAAAAGCAUAUGAAAAUAAAGGAGAAGGAAAAGAGGAGGAAACUGCUGCAAAAGAGCAAUCCAGAUGAGGCAGGGAAAUACAGCAAAGCAGUAGCAUCAGAGAAAUUAAAACAGCUGACCAAAGCAGGCAAAGCUUCCUUGUUAAAGGAUGAAGGUAAAGACAAGGUCUUAAAGUCUUCUCAAGCAUUCUUUUCUAAAUUACAAGAUCAAGUAAAAAUGCAAAUCAAUGAUGCAAAGAAAACAGAAAAGAAGAAGAAAAAAAGACAGGAUAUUUCUGUUCAUAAAUUAAAGUUGUAAUAUAUUUUGUAUAUAAUAUAAAUAUUAACAUGUAAUGUUACAUUCUUUGUUCUGUUUUGAAAUAAAGUUUUUGACAACUU